GCUUCUAGGACUACGUUUCCCGUGCGCCAUCCCGCGGUCGAGUGACAGCGGACAUCUCGGCCGGCGCCGAUGCUGCUGCUCUUUGGUUCCGCCUCGCGAGGAGUGACGACGCCGGGCCUGGGAAGAUGCGACGCUGACUCUGGCGCCGGGAGGCGGCUGCUGUGGCGAGGCUCUGAUGGAUGCGUGGCCUCUCACACCAGGAGAGCUGGUUUGUCUGGGAUCAAGCCUAGCCUUCUCUGGCCUCUUUUACUACCUCUACAGGAGAAAGGCCAAAGUGAUAGCCAAGAUCCAGGAGGCACCAAAGCUGCAGGUCGGCUCCAGUCUUCCCAGCAUUCUGACUGCCACUGGCAGCGGCUGUCUGCAUUAUGUGGCCAUCGAAGGAGUGGUCCAGCCAGCGGAUGUGGCUCUAGCCAGCCCAUACCACAGGGAACUGCAGGGGGUGAUCGAGAGACUGGUGCUGAAGGAGCAUCGGCUGAUCUGGAACAGCUUGGCCCGGAGCUGGACCGACAGUGAGCGGGUGGUGCUGGAGCAGGUCCACACGGUGCCCUUUGUCCUGGUGUCCCCCGGCGGCAAGGCAGCGGUGCAGGUGAGCGUGGAAUCGCCCCUCCAGGCCGUCGAGCUGCCGCUGGAGAUGGUGUACGAGCGCUUCCAGCAGACCUCCCACGGCUUCAAGGAUCUGGUCAGCCACUACCUGAGUGGCGAGAAGCCCAAAGGCUUCCUGGAGACGGAGGAGAUGCUCUUGGUGGGCAGCAGCCUGACCGGCAUUGAACAACUGCUCAAGCCCCGUGGUACAAUUUCCUGCCCGAAGGAGGUGGAAUCUACACACAGGUGGCGUCUCUGUGGACCAAGCGCCAGCGAAGUGCAGCGGAGAAGCCAGCGCCAGAAGCUCAGCUGUCUUGAGGAUGUGUUGAGCGUGGGAACCAAGACCCGUCUUCGAUCUAGGGCUGCCUUCCCCAGUGGGGCAUCCUGCUUCGCCAGCAGUGUCCCACCCCCUGGCAGCCGUAGUCCUCUGCGACUGGUGAGCACCAGGUGGCCAAAAACAGACUAUUAUUAAUACUAAUUCAUUUCUAUGCCAUCCUAUAGCUGAAGCUCUCUGGGUGGUUUGCAACACUGCAUAAAAAUCAAGCAGCAAUAAGAUGCAAAUAUCAUAAAAACAAAGCAGCGUUAAAAUAAAUUUUAAAUAGCUAAACUAUACAAUAAAAAUCUACCCUGUCAAAGGAAGGGAAAACCCCCUGAAGCCCAUGGGUGGCUGAGUAUGCCUUUAAAUGGUUCGUCACAAGGGGCAUCUUAAGCAGGGGCCCAAAAGAUGCCCAAUUUGGUGCCCAGUGGGCCUCAGUGGGGAGGGGGUUGUUUAGAUGGGAGGCACCCACCGAGCAAGCCUUCCCCCUUGAUGCCACCCCUUCAGCCUCCCUUGGAGUUGGCACUCGGAGGAAGGCCCCAGAAGGUGAGCCUAGCGUCUUGAGUACCUGGCAGCUGGGGGAGGUGCUCCAACAGGUAGUGCAGUCUUAAGCCACGUAAGGCUUUACAGAUUAAAACCAGCACCUCAAAUUGGGCCUGGAAGCAUGCAAGCAGCCAAUGCCAGUGGACCAGACCUGGUCUUACCUGUUUGGACCUGCAGAUCCCUGCCUGCUGCAUUCUACCAAGGGGCAGCUCCAUGUCGCGUGCACUGCAGUAAUUUAAUGUAGAGAUUGAGCCAUAAUUGAGAUCAUGCUGUGCAUGUUCUUGGGUCUCCCUGUAGCAACAAUAAAAUACUGGGCUUUUAUAAAAUGCAGGAUGUCCAAGUGUUACCUCCCUAAACAUACCAGUGUGCAUAAAAGCCAGCGUGGUGGUUAAGAGUUCUGGACUGGGGAGCCAGGGGGCCUGGGUUCAAGUCCCCGCUCAGCCAUGGAGCCAACUGGGUGACUUUGGGCCAGCCACAGUCUCUCAGCCCGACCUUCCUCACAGGGUGGUGGUUGUGGGGAUAAGACUGAGAGAAUGAUGUAAGCCCACGGUGGAAUCCUGAGCAGCCCUGGAAAGAUCAUGGAGAAAAGGUCCUCCUCUCCAUUUUAUCCACACAACAACCUUGCAAAGUAGGUCAGGCUGAGAGUCUGUGACAGUCACACUAUGAGCUUCAUGGCCCGAGUGGGACUAGAAUUCAGAUCUGAGGCCCAGUCCAGUGUUCUAACUGCCAGGCCACACUGACUCCGUAUGCGUUCACUAUACCUAUAGAGGGCAUGCAUGGCCCAUGGGGCCCAGUCAGGACUCCAUAGGCGCCAUUCUCUUUUGCACCCAGCUCUGAUUAAUAGAUCUUGGGGUUCCCGAAGCUCCCCUCCUGUACAGCACACAGGUUUUUUUACGAACUAAAGUCUGCUUCAUCUGAUGCAUGAAAUGAUUUCCUCAGCUGCCAAAUAUACAUGGAUACAGAGGACAAAAAUAGCAAAUGGGAGGGCAGUGGGAAAUGAAAUACUGACAUGCAGUCUGCGACGGAUCUGUGUUUAGCUUAAGAUAAGGGGCCAUUUGCAGUAGCAGUAAUGGAGUGUUACUCUAUUAAAUACUUUUCACCUCCGUUUUUAAUAAUUGAUUAAAGGGUCUACUGUCUGUCUUGAGUAGGAGCCUCUCAUCUUAGCAUCCUGGCCCUGCAAGGAGAGAAGCAAAGCUGAUUUUGUGUUUGUGCAGCUGAGCCGGACAUCUGGCUAGAAACAUCUGCUGGCUUACAGGCCAAUACCCACAGUCUUCAGCAGGGAGCGCCAGGGGACCAUCUUUGCAUUCAGUGGGGCUGAGCACCUGUAGUGGAUUUGGGUCGCUGUGGACACAUCAGGAGCUGCCUGAGAAAAAGUAGGAAACAGCAAAAACUCUUCCUGAGUUGAAAAUGGCAGGCUUGGAGAGAAGAAACUUUUGAAUUCCAGUACAAAAUGCCGAAGAUUCCUUUAGGCAAGGAACUUAAGCUGUAUGUCCAUGUGUCGUGCUUAUAAUGGUUCAUGGAUGGACGGAUGGGUACCUAGAUAGACAAGGGCAUGCCUGACUCUCACUGAGGAAAGGCAUGACCCUAAAUAUGUGGGACUCAAAAAAGGCCUACAACUCCCAGCAUGCCCCAGUCAGCAGUGCUAACUGACCCUAAUCCAGUCCUUCAGCACACUCGUGGGCCUGCUAAAAUUGUUGGGGGUAUGUACUGCAAUUCUUUCUUACAUUUUUAUCCUACCUUUCAGGUACAGCAAGUGCUGCAGGUAGCUUAUGGUAAUAUGUAAGAUAGAAUACACGAUCAUUAAAACACAAAGCCAGCACCUGCCAGUUAAAACCUAUUCUGGCAACAAGUCAGCUUAAAAAGCCAGAAGUACCCCUGAAUAAAAAUGUAAUAAAAAUGUAAUUUGACUUUCUGCUGAUGGACAAUGACAUUCUACCCUGGCUUGGCCUGUCCCAUCAAUGAGGUCCAGAGCUGGGAACAACCACCAAAAAGAUUCUAUCAUAUUCCUACCACAUUUAAUCUGUUGGCAAGCCUGCACAGUUACGGAAGACUAGAAUAGCAAAUGCAGCUUGAGGGAGACAAGGGCCUUUCCUUGGGAUCUCAAAAUCCCGGCAGGUUUCUGUGGGAGGAGUCUUCCCUAUUAGCUUGUGACAGAACAACAGAGACUUAUCUUGCUUCUAAUUUCCAUAUUGAAGCAUUCAAGGCUUCAGUCUGUGAGUUCACUGCCCUUUUUAAUAAGGGUGUGUUUAAGUUGGUCAGCUUAGAGAUGCAGUACUGGCAAUGCACGUUUUGAUAGUAUCUAAUAUCUGCCCCUCUGAAAUGUGGAAUUAACACAAGGACAUUCUAAAUUGAUUUUCCUUACCCUUUACAACUAGAUGAUACUACAAAACUGGAAAAAUCAGUACCUCCUAUAACACAAAGCAUUGAGGACCCAAUGACGAUUCUGCAUUUGAAAGGGUGGCAUUCAGUUGCCACCUGCCCAUGGAUAAAUAUAUAGAGAUUUAAUCUGCCUUUUUGAAGCGAAUGCAUAAUUGUCCUUAUUGAUAGCUGUAUUUUGUAUACUCAGGGGUAUCCGGUUCAUGCACACCUAUUGUAACUGAUAGAUGCUAUUUCUUGCAUGAAAACUUUGCCAUUUGCUUAUGCCAAGAUUCACAGAACAGCAGUUUAACUAAUGGAGCUCUCUGGCAUAAAACCUUUAAUCUCCGCCACUGAAGGUCACCCUCUAUGGCUAAAUCGAGCAGCCUGGUUCUUAGGCUGCAGGCAUGGGAUUGGCAUCACCCUAAGAGACUGGCUCAUAAAUCGAACACAAUUCGGCUAUUUAUUUAGGGAAUGAUUUACACAAGGGAAUAAAUGAUCUCUUUUCAAAUAAUAGGAGAGAUUGGCUAAAAGUACUUGAGUCUCUUUGACAGCUGCUCCUAAUGAGAACCCUCACCAGCUCAAUAAAUGCUCAAUGGCAUUUCCUCCAGAUCCCAUUUCCCUAAACUACCCCCGCUGAUCUCCCACAGCCACGAACAGCCACUGCACUCCACUCUUCCUCUGUUUCCAUCUCUUCCUGCAGCCUCUGACUUCUAGUAGGAUUCAUUUCCCAAGACUAUUUGCUGAAGUUCCCUCUGGUCAGACCUCUGCCCUUGGCCUUCUGGUACUGGGCUCUGCUGUCUCCUCGAAGCUUUUCCACAACCUCACAGCCCAGCCUACUGUUGUCAGCAACCAGCUCCGGAUUCCAGGUCCCAUUUCCCUGAAUUUUCCUGCAUUGUCUGCAUGCUAACCCACCACUCUCCCCCACCUUAACCAUCCUCCAGCUGAUAGUUUUGCCCUCAAAUGAAAUCACUUUUAAAAAUCAGCUGGCUGGAACUUCUGGCAAACGUCUAACGGUUCAUCCUUUUUUUGCCUGGCUGAUCGAUAGGUAGCUUCUCUCCUCAUUAUUUUGAAGCAUCCACUUGAAGGCCCCCUUCCCUGGCAACUGUCCAUGGCGGCCAGGACUGGUUUAUGCAGAAUCAGGCUCUGACUUACUCAGUUUCUUGCUGGCUUUGCUUAGAUGCCAUUCAGAGCAUAUAAACAUAGCAAGCCAUAAAUGAAGGAAGUGUAGUGUUUCUUCACAAAACUAGAAUCUGGUCCAGCCACAGUCCAGCCCCUUGUACCCCAAUUGCUAGAAGCUUUUGGAAACUGGCUUUUUCUUCUGCAGCGCAGGAGACUCCAAAUGUAUCCUAAAAUAUUAUGUGACUUCUGUAUUCACCGGGAAGCCAAAACUGGAUAAGGCACAGUCCCUGGCACAGUGUUCAUUAGGAAAACACUGGAGUAUUGCUGCAUCCAAAUGGACAAUUCACUGGGCACCCCUGUUUGGCUGAAAUAGUUCCAAGCUACCCAGAAAACUGAGGUUCUUGGGUUACCAGAAAAGUCUGAAUGGCAGACAGCUGUAAGAUCUCCCCCCACCCCACAAAUAAAGCAUGAUAAUCAGAGCUCCAGGUGGUUCCUGCAAUUUUACACCACUUAGCUGAAAUUUAGUAGGCACAUACCUGGAGACAUGCGCAAUUCUAGGAAGUUUUAAAAAACCAGCAUGUAUUAUACCAGGUUGAGCUCUGCCUACAGAGCUUUUAGGAGCUACAGACCAGCCAAGUCCCAUAUAGUCUGGGAAGGGAAUGUCAGGCUGCAGAAGUUCUGGUUAAAGGACAUCGAUCAGCUGGCCAGUGAUUUGGAAGACGACUUUUCCCUAGCAGUCGGAAACGCAUUUAUGUUACGCUUGCUCCAUUUACUGAUGCUCAUGGCAGGCGAGUUGACUCAUGGAGCUACUGCACUUUUGAGGGUAUUUCCAUACCAUUUGGCACAUAUGACAUCCAAGACAGCUUCAGGGACUUGAACCAUCUGCGAGAGGCAUGCUUCAUGCCACUGUUGCUUAGAAAUCAGGAAUAUGAUUAAGGCACCCCCAGAUUAGCUAGAAAUCAGUACACAGAUUGUCCAAAACAUUGUGAUUACUCAAAAAACUGACUCUCUUGAAUAUUUUUACAUCUAAUAAACUGACAUGUCGUUAAGUCUAAAAUAGAAGUCUGUGCAGGAAAAAAAGCAAGCUCAUAUCUGGGAAUCAGUCUUGGGCUGUGGGAGUUCUGUUUUAGGUUUUUUCCAUUGAACCAGGCAUUGGUUUGGGAUAGCGAGAAGUGAUGUGCUAGUCAUGGUUACAAACAUGUAUGUGUCUGUUUGUAGAAUUUGAGAGCCACUGUGGUUUGGUGGUUAAGAAUGCAGGACUGGAACUCAGGCGACCUCACUCCCUUCUCCGCCUCGGAGCUCACUGAGCCAGUCAGACAUUCAGCCCAGCCUACCUCACAGGAUUGUUGUUGUAGAGAGGAGGAGAAUUUGGAAGGCCACCUUGAGUUCCUUUGAAGAAAAAAGGUGGGAUAUGAAUAUAAUAGCUCUAGAUAGAUAGUGUAUACCUCUAUUUCUAUCUUCUCCAUAAUACACUCCGUACAACUGGUCAACACUCUGCAAAAGUUUGUAUCAUAAUCUGAAUUAGCUUCAUUUUGAAAGUGAUUGUUUCUCUUUUGCUUGAAUAUGGGGCAGUAGUGCAAAAUAAGCUUGUGUCAUUCAGGCCAAGGAAUGACCUCAAUAUCCUCUGACAUUACAAUGACUCUUGGGGUGCACCCCUUGGAAUCUC
This is a messenger RNA of Varanus komodoensis (Komodo dragon), 6584 nucleotides long. RefSeq names its product mitochondrial ubiquitin ligase activator of nfkb 1-A-like. The transcript is spliced from 6 exons. Bases 176 to 1054 code for a protein of 292 amino acids. The record is from RefSeq and is a predicted model, not a curated record. NCBI's taxonomy places the organism in Eukaryota, Metazoa, Chordata, Lepidosauria, Squamata, Varanidae. Gene Ontology annotation, molecular function: ubiquitin-protein transferase activity; protein binding. Gene Ontology annotation, biological process: protein ubiquitination; organelle organization.